CGCGUUUCAAACACAACAGAGUACCCAGCUGUCAUCAUACCACCACUCUACAUUCCAAUCAAUACCACGCUAUCACUCAACUCUGUCAAGAACCUCAAUCGCAGGGUACGAAACCAUGGCGUCUCACUUCUUCUCCUUCCCGGCUCCUCUGAGCUCCACCAACACGUCAGGUAAACCACAAGAAAAGCGCAAACGCUCCUCGUCAACCGCCUUCUCCGAGUCUACGCACAGUACGCGCGACACCUCUAUAUCUGGACGAACGAUAAAGCGCACGCGUGCACGGCCCAACGAGGAGCACAUACACCAGUACACGCUCCAGAAACUCUUUGCUGCUGCGAAGGUUACGUCUACACCCUCGGGGAAGCAACUGCAGCCGGUGGUACAGACACAGACACUGCCAACACCGCCGCCGCCGCCGCCGCCACAGCCGAAGGCGGGCUUGUGGUCCUGGCUUCGGUGGGCGGGCACGGCGGCGCCCACAAUUGUGCAGGAGCAGCCGGUGCUGAAGUGUGAAGACUGUGACAGGGGAUUGGGACUCCAGGACGAGGAGGAGGCUAGAUGUGUGGGAUGUCACAGAGUAGUGUGUGAUUUCGGAUGCUCGGCGAGCAAUGGCGAAGGGAGAGUCUGCUUGGAGUGUCGUUGAUGGGCGGAGCUGCGGUCUGUGGAUGACAUGUUUUUCUGGAGU
Tricharina praecox is the source of this 685-nucleotide messenger RNA. RefSeq lists its product as uncharacterized. NCBI's taxonomy places the organism in Eukaryota, Fungi, Ascomycota, Pezizomycetes, Pezizales, Pyronemataceae. The transcript has a single exon. The coding region runs from base 116 to 643 and encodes 175 amino acids. The record is from RefSeq and is a predicted model, not a curated record.